CCUCAGUGUGUCUACCUAGAGCCGACUUCUCUCAUUGUUGCUAUUGUGACUCAAUUUGUCCGUAGCAAGGCAGGCUACUAGAUACACGGACCUACCCCACCUCGUUCCAGAGGCUACCGUCAUGGCUUCGUCCCCCAUACCAGCAGCAGACCUCAAGUCAUUCACAGACCACCUUAGAGGGUGCAAAAGGGUCAUUGCCCUUUUAGGAGCCGGCAUUUCCGCCUCCUCUGGACUUCCCACCUUCCGAGGUGCUGGUGGAAUUUGGCGAUCCUACGAUGCGACUGCACUGGCAACUCCUGAAGCAUUCAACGCCAACCCAGACCUGGUAUGGCAAUUCUACAGCUAUCGAAGGCAUAUGGCCCUCAAGGCCCAGCCCAAUCGUGCACAUUACGCUCUGGCCAAGCUGGCCCAGAAGAAUUCCAAUUUCAUCACGUUGACACAGAAUGUUGAUGGUCUCUCGCAGCGAGCAGGUCACCCCUCUCACCAGCUCCACCUCCUCCACGGCUCCCUUUUUACUGUGAAAUGUACGUCUUUCUACUGCAGCUACUCGCGCGAAAAUGACUUUACCGACCCAAUCGUGCCUGCACUCGCCCUUCCAAAGGGUGCGGCAAAUCUCGAUCCAUCACCCGAAGAUUCGACCGGUGAGCGGGCGUCUCGAGCUUUGGCGGGCGCGCUGAAGAGUGGAGAAGGGGACGAUGCAGAGCUGGAUAUCUCCGAUGAACGGGUUCCUCUGCCCGCGCUGAGUCCCGACGUACUCCCCCGCUGUCCGGAGUGCAAGGAAGGGCUCCUACGGCCCGGGGUGGUGUGGUUUGGGGAAAGUCUACCGCUACGAACGCUCGACUAUAUCGACAAAUGGAUGAGUAAGGACACGGUGGAUCUUAUCUUGGUGAUUGGGACUAGCUCGCAGGUCUAUCCUGCGGCAGGGUAUGUCGAUAAAGCGCGCGCAAGAGGUGCAAGGGUGGCAGUCAUUAAUAUGGAUCGCAACGAUGUCGGGUCUUCCGGGUUGACUUCGAGGGAUUGGUUCUUCCAGGGCGAUGCUGGAGUCAUCGUACCUCAGAUAUUAGAGCCUAUUAUUGGCAAGGUAUGAUAAGGAGGGGGGCUCAGAAGAGGGUUCUAUCUGGCUAUCUAGAAUGAUUGCAUAGCAGGCUACGAAAAGAAGAGAAGAGCGGGGUACUGCUGCUCAC
Molecule: messenger RNA, 1184 nt
Organism: Aspergillus aculeatus ATCC 16872
Lineage: Eukaryota; Fungi; Ascomycota; Eurotiomycetes; Eurotiales; Aspergillaceae
Product: SIR2 family NAD-dependent protein deacylase
Exons: 2
Coding region: 122-1087 (321 amino acids)
Molecular function (GO): NAD+ binding; protein-succinyllysine desuccinylase activity; protein-malonyllysine demalonylase activity
Source: RefSeq, a predicted model, not a curated record